This is a messenger RNA of Erpetoichthys calabaricus (reedfish), 2538 nucleotides long. It is a transcript of the gene abcg8, whose product is annotated as ATP-binding cassette, sub-family G (WHITE), member 8. Gene Ontology annotation, molecular function: ATP binding; ATP hydrolysis activity; ABC-type transporter activity. Gene Ontology annotation, biological process: cholesterol homeostasis. The record is from RefSeq and is a predicted model, not a curated record. The coding region runs from base 124 to 2112 and encodes 662 amino acids. Gene Ontology annotation, cellular component: plasma membrane. NCBI's taxonomy places the organism in Eukaryota, Metazoa, Chordata, Cladistia, Polypteriformes, Polypteridae. The transcript is spliced from 13 exons.
CGGGUGGAACCUUUGCCCCCAUUUAGAGUCUGAAAAAGUGAAACCAACUCGGCCAGCUGCAGGAGUGGCGAGCUCAGGGUGAGUUGCCUGUUCGCGGACAAAGCCAGCAGACGUCCACACAGCAUGGAGCCCCCUGCCUGGAGGUAUCGGGAUGGGCUGUUCGCUGGCCCCGAUGAGGACAGCAGCUUGUACUUCACCUACAGCGGGGCACCCAACGUUCUGGAGGUCAAGCAGCUGCACUAUCAGGUCAACAUGGCUGCCCAGGUGCCAUGGCACGAGAAGCUGGCCGAGUUCCGCAUGCCCUGGGAGAUAGGCAGAGAUGACGUGUCUGUGAUCGGGAACCUCAACCUGAAGGUGCAAAGCGGCCAAAUGCUGGCAGUCAUUGGCAGCUCAGGCUGCGGGAAGACCUCCCUGCUGGAUAUCAUCACUUGUAGAGACGAGGGCGGCAAGAUUGCAUCUGGCGAGCUUCUGAUCAAUGGAAAGCCCAGUUCGCCUCAGCUGGUCAGGAAGAGCAUUGCCCACGUGAGACAGUCGGACCGCCUGCUGCCCCACCUGACCGUCCGGGAGACGCUGACAUUUGUGGCGAGACUGCGUCUGCCCGUUCACUUCACCGACAAGCAGCGGGAGCAGAGGGUUGAAGAUGUGAUUGCCGAGCUGAGACUGCGCCAGUGUGCGAACACACGGGUUGGCAAUGAGUACAUCCGGGGUGUUUCUGGUGGCGAGAGGCGGCGGGUGAGCAUUGCUGUGCAGCUGCUGUGGAACCCAGGGAUCCUCAUCCUUGAUGAGCCGACCUCCGGACUGGACAGCUUCACAGCACACAAUCUGGUGAUCACGCUGUCCAGACUGGCGAGGGGGAACCGCCUGGUGCUCUUGUCGGUCCACCAGCCUCGCUCUGACAUCUUUCAGCUCUUCGACCUGGUGGUGCUCCUGUCCACUGGGUCAGUGGCCUACUGCGGGGCAGCCAAGGACAUGGUGCCCUACUUCACCACCCUGGGGUAUCCCUGCCCUCAGUACUGCAACCCGUCGGACUUCUACGUUGAUCUGAUCAGCAUUGACAGGCGCAGCCGAGAGCAAGAGGCCCAGUGCGAGCAGAGGGUACGGGAACUGACUGUCCAGUUCUGGGAUAAGGUGAAGGACACCGAUGACUUCAUCUGGAGGCCCACCGAGAUCAACGGUGAAGAUUCAGCUUCUACCAGUGAUACCAGUUCCACCUCGAAGGCUCCCGAGGAGGUCAUCAAUGUUCCGGCCAAAUCCAAGGACCAGUUGCCAGGAAGCCUGCAGCAGUUUUCCAUUUUGUUGCGACGCCAGGUCUCCAAUGACUUCCGAGACCUGCCGACUCUGCUCAUCCAUGGCUGUGAGGCUCUGCUGAUGUCCCUGCUGAUUGGCUUUCUGUACUUUGGUGCUGGUGACACCAAGCUGUCCAUCCAGGACACCAUAGUCCUGAUGUACAUGAUGACAACUCUCACGCCAUUUGCUGUGGUCUUGGAUGUCAUUGCCAAGUGCCACUCAGAGAGGGCGAUGAUCUUCCACGAGCUCGAGGACGGCAUGUACUCCGUCACAGCCUACUUCUUUGCUAAGGUGAUCGGAGAGCUCCCAGAGCACUGUGCCUUCACCCUGGUAUACGCUGUGCCAAUCUUCUGGCUGGCAGGCCUCAAUGCAGAGACUGGGCCUUUCCUGUUGAACUUCCUCAUCGUCUGGCUUGUGGUGUACUGUAGCCGUGCUAUGGCCUUAUGGAGCGCAUCUCUCCUACCGACACUGCAACUGUCCUCCUUCAUGGGCAACGCUCUCUUCACCACCUUCUACCUCACGGGCGGCUUUGUCAUCAGCCUAGAGAACAUGUGGCUGGUGGCAGCGUGGUUCUCCAAAAUCUCUUUUCUGAGGUGGGGCUUUGAAGGGCUCAUGCAAGUCCAGUUCAUAGGACUGAAGUACAAGAUGACGCUUGGAAACUUCACGUUCCAUAUUGACGGGAGUCAGGUCGUGGAGGCAAUGGACUUGAAUUCUGACCCACUCUAUGCCUGCUACCUCAUCUUGCUGGCCGUCUGCGUCGUCUUCAUGUUUUUCUACUACCUGUGCCUCAAAUUCAUCAGGCAGAAGUCAAGCCAGGACUGGUGAUCUGCUGGGCUCUCCAAUUCCCUGAAGAAGCAAUCUGUGCCACUAGAUGGCAGCAUGGCACCACGCACAAGGCACAUGAGAGCAUCCAAGACUUGCGCUGCCUGCCGUUUUCACUGAUCUUGUGACUGAACGGACUUUGUGACUGAGGCCUGCAUGAUGAUUGGAGUGGGGGGGUUAGGCUGAUGGCAUCUCGUCACCUCCAGGGUUGUUCAUACUGCAGGUCUCACUUUUCCAGUCAUUUUGAGAGUGAGUGUCUCUGUCCAGCUUCUGAAUGUCAAAGGCACUCUGAAACCUUGGUGUGUAGUUAAAGGGGGGUCUUGAUGGAGAAGUGCUACCCUGGCUAAAGUUCCAAAUACCAAGUGUGAUGGAGGAUUCCUGCCUAAAUCUUAAUUAUUGUUUCUGCAUAAAUAUUUCAGAUUAAAAUGG